This is a messenger RNA of Phalaenopsis equestris, 803 nucleotides long. RefSeq names its product phospholipase D zeta 1-like. Gene Ontology annotation, biological process: phospholipid catabolic process. The transcript has 5 exons. The record is from RefSeq and is a predicted model, not a curated record. Lineage: Eukaryota; Viridiplantae; Streptophyta; Magnoliopsida; Asparagales; Orchidaceae. Gene Ontology annotation, cellular component: plasma membrane. Bases 69 to 656 code for a protein of 195 amino acids. Gene Ontology annotation, molecular function: D-type glycerophospholipase activity.
AAGUUUUUAAGUGAGUUCUUUUUAUCUUUUAUAUCUGUUUCAUUCAGGUUUAUGUGCACAGCAAGUUGAUGAUAAUUGAUGAUCGUAUGGUUUUAAUUGGCUCAGCUAACGUAAAUGACAGGAGCUUGUUAGGAUCUCGAGAUUCUGAGAUUGGUCUGGUUAUUGAAGACAAAGAAUUUGUUAAUUCUUCAAUGAGUGGGAAGUCAUGGAAUGCAGGAAAGUUUAGUCUUAGUCUUCGCCUCUCCUUAUGGUCCGAACAUCUGGGACUGCCUUAUGAUGAGACCUUUCAGAUCCGAGACCCUGUGGUUGAUGCUACAUAUAAAGACAUCUGGAUGGCAACGGCUAAGACGAACACUAUGAUCUACCAAGACGUUUUUUCGUGCGUGCCGAGUGAUCUAAUCCACUCCAGAGCCGCCUUUCGUCAAAGCACAACUUACUGGAAGGAGAAGCUUGGACACACCACCACCGAUCUGGGCAUUGCACCAGAGAAGCUUGAGGCGUAUGAGAACGGAAAUCUGAAGGAAACCGACCCUUUGGAGAGACUGCAGUCUUUGAGGGGACAUCUCGUCUCCUUCCCUCUUGAUUUCAUGUGCAAUGAAGAUUUGAGACCAUUCUUCAAUGAGAGCGAGUUUUAUGCUGCUCAGGUAUUUCACUAGCUCUACUUUCAAAUCUCUUUUUAUGUAUAAUAGUUUUCCAUUUUUAUAUCAUUUAAGCCUACUGUAUUUGUACAUUGAUUCUGGUCUGUGCGGCCUGUAAAUUACUGUAAAACAUAGAAAUAUAGAAUAAAAGAAACCACAUUUUUC